CUUAAGUUCUUCGCACACAGGCACAAACACAUCACGGAAAGUUCUUAUUUGCAUUUUAUGCGUCUCACCUUCAUCUUGAUUUCAAGCCUGAAAAUUAGGAAAUUGGUCCAAACAUCAGCAUUUGUUUUUUUCUGACCUGGAUUUUACCUCAAACCCAAUCGUGUUAAGAUCCUGUGGUAUUAGGAUUGUUCAGAGACUCGUAAAACUAUUAAAAAUAGGAUACCAUUCUACAAAAAAAGGCUAGUUGGGAAUCUCCUAUUCGACAAGUGUGGAAGAUAAUCUUAACAUCCCGCUUGUACAUCCUUAUUUAUGUGCUUGAUGUAAAAAAAAGAUUUCUAUAGCUGCAUAUCUUGUCUGUUACUCUUGUCAAAACUUUUAAGAUUAAUGAGCAUUGAUUAUAAAUACGCAAGAAGCCAUAUUGUGGAUGUGCUUAUCAGGCAAGGCCUGUGGAUUACAUCACCCGCAGUCCUGCAUUUGGAUGGUUACUGACAGUCAUCAGAGACCCUCAAUUCACCUUCCCAGACAAACACUUGUGUCCGAGCACAUGGCAACCGGGAGAUUUCUUAUUCGCUAUGAGAUCUGAAUUGUAAUAUCCUGUUGUAUUUUUUUAUCAAUUCAGACAAAUAUUGCUUUCUUUUGCCAUCAGGCCCCGAAUUUCGAUUGGCUGAGAUGAGUCACGUGACCAGGAAUUGGCUGCAAUUUCGCCCAUAGUCUUCAGUUUAGUAGACCCUGGUCCCCAUACGCUAGUAAUAUCACCAAUAUACACAAUUAUUAAAGCCCGCAAAUGCAGUCAUAGCAGAGGCGCAAAAAACCCUAGCUUUUUGGAUGUUAUUUUUUGCGUGCGUUGGUGUCGCUGGACGCCCUUCUUGCCCAGGCGAAGCGAUGAAUUUUGAAUUUGAGAGGGAGAUUGGGUUCAUCAACAGCCAGCCUUCCCUUGCAGAGUGCCUGACGUCUUUCCCCGCUGUCCUGGAGUCAUUUCAAACUUCAUCAAUCAAGGACUCGACAGCAAUUCCACCUCCUUUCGAACACACCAUCCCUAGUCUGAGUCCCUGCACAGGCAACCAGGCGCGACCGAGGAGCCAAAAGCGAACAGCCUCUAAUGGCCUCCAGCUCCGGACACAAACGGCACCGCCGACGCAGCACCAGCAAGGCCCGGUCCCGUUGUCGGGUGGCGCGCCCCUGGCCCAUGAGUUUCCAUGGAUGAAGGAAAAGAAAUCCGCGAAGAAGUGCCCCAAGCCCGGAGCCUCAACAGCGACAGCCUCGCCCUCUCAGGCAUCCUCCGGCUACACAACCGCGGGACUCGAGUCGCCGACAGAGGUCCAAGGUGGGCUGGAUAACAGUAGCGGUUCACGGAGGCUGAGGACCGCAUACACAAACACGCAGCUACUUGAACUGGAAAAGGAGUUCCACUUUAACAAAUACCUCUGUCGGCCCCGACGCGUUGAAAUUGCAGCACUUUUGGAUCUAACAGAGCGCCAGGUCAAAGUUUGGUUUCAAAACCGACGUAUGAAGCACAAACGGCAAACUACGCACCACCGGGAUGGGCAAGAAGGCGAACAGAGCGGCUUCGACUCCCUGGACGGAAACGAUGCUGCUUCGCCUUACUCGAGCCAAUCUCUGGAAGUAUCUGGUUCUGGUUCGGCAGCACUUUCUGAGAGCGAGACAAAUUCCUCCUACACGAACGGUGCGGACAAAAGCCAGCCUACGCCUGAAGAGAGCGAGCCGGAGCCCGCAUCUGCUCCUGACACAGCGGUUCACUCCCCCCAAUACCCAACGCCUACUGCAGAUAACCCCACCACAAUGGGCGAGGGCCGCGCAGCUGGGCCGGAGCAUUCGUUCACAGAGACGCAGGAUGCCACCUCUCUACCAGAUUUGAAUUUCUUUUCGACGGACUCCUGCCUACAGAUUUCGGACGCUUUAUCGCCGAGUUUGCAGAGUUCACUUGACAGUCCUGUUGACUUCUCCGAGGAAGAUUUUGACUUGUUUACAAGCACUCUUUGUACUAUAGAUUUGCAACAUUUGCAGUUCUGAACAAAAGUAAUGAUAUCAAAAAGCAUACAAGAACAAUUUCCAUCUUAUCUGUGUCAUGAAUGCUUCUCUACAGCAACAUUCCUAAUAUAAGACAGAAAAAAGAAACAUCUAAAGGGUUUUUAACAAAUAGAUGUGACUCAAAGCCUAAACGGAGACAAAUUGUGCAUUAUUUUGAAAACACGGUUAUGUGUAAUCGUUUGAAUACAGGUCGGGAUGGCCCCUGUCGAAGUUUCAGGUAUUUUAUUGCCUUUUGAUUCUCGGAUUUUAGUUUAUGUCGAUUAACAGACGAAUGGCUGCGGACUUUUUCAGUGAAACUCAAUCAUUGGAAUCUCAGGAAUUGUGUCAGACAUAAGGGUAGUUGAACUGCUUUUAGGAAUUCUUCCAAGACGGGCGUUGUCGCCGGUGAAUAAUUUUAGAACUAGUUU
This is a messenger RNA of Triplophysa dalaica, 2456 nucleotides long. RefSeq names its product homeobox B2a (gene hoxb2a). The transcript is spliced from 2 exons. Bases 826 to 2031 code for a protein of 401 amino acids. Gene Ontology annotation, biological process: regulation of DNA-templated transcription. The record is from RefSeq and is a predicted model, not a curated record. NCBI's taxonomy places the organism in Eukaryota, Metazoa, Chordata, Actinopteri, Cypriniformes, Nemacheilidae. Gene Ontology annotation, molecular function: DNA-binding transcription factor activity, RNA polymerase II-specific; DNA binding.